Messenger RNA from Plutella xylostella (diamondback moth), 2249 nucleotides. RefSeq names its product dnaJ homolog member 16 (gene DnaJ-16). Gene Ontology annotation, cellular component: cytoplasm. Gene Ontology annotation, molecular function: nucleic acid binding; zinc ion binding. The record is from RefSeq and is a predicted model, not a curated record. Lineage: Eukaryota; Metazoa; Arthropoda; Insecta; Lepidoptera; Plutellidae.
GACGUAUGGAGCCUGAAAAAAGCAUGGAAGGUUUUCGUCAAAAAUAAUCAAUACUUUCUCGAUGUUGUCAAAACACUGUAAUUUUCAAGGAAAUUACUGAAAAAUAAAUACAAUUCUUAUUAAACGUAACUUAACCUUUCUAUACGAGUGUAAAAUAUAAAUAUUGGCCUAACCUGUGUAAUAGGUUAAGUAUAUUUUUUCUGUAGUUAUCUUUAUUAAAUUGAAUUUAUAGGCCUAAUAUGCUAUAAAAUAUUAAAAAUGAAGUGUCACUACGAAGUAUUGAACAUUGCUAAAGAUGCUACUGCCUCGGAGAUCAAGACAGCGUAUCGGAAACUGGCUCUGCAGUGGCAUCCAGACAAGAACUUAGAUAAUUUGAUCGAAGCUAAGGAGCAGUUCCAACUGGUUCAGAAUGCAUACGAAGUGCUGUAUGACCCUCAGGAACGAGCUUGGUACGACAACCACAGGGAGCAGCUGCUGCGUGGUGCCGGCAGCUCGUUUAAUGAUGACAGCCUGGAUGUGUUCCCGUACUUCACACCCUCAUGCUACAAGGGCUUUGGGGAUGACCCUCAGGGAUUCUAUGGUGUUUACUCAGAGGUGUUCUCAAAAUUGGCCGCCGAAGAGACAGAUUUCCUGGAUGACCCAGAGGAGGUCAAUAAAAUACCCAAGUUUGGGAACUCCAGCACUCCAUACGAGGAGGUUCACGAGUUCUACGCACACUGGAUGUCCUUCUCUACUGCUAAAAGCUUCGUAUGGCUGGACCAGUACGAGAUCUCUCAAGGCGACAACCGACGGGUCAUCAAAGCGAUGGAGAAAGAGAACAACAAGAUCCGCCAGAAAGCUCGCAAGGAACGCAACGAGGAGAUACGCAGGCUCGUGAGCUUCGUGCGACGGAAGGACAGAAGGGUUAUUGAACAUGCCAAAGUGCUGGCUGAGAAAGUCGAGGAGAAUAAGAAAAAGGCUGAACAAAUGAGGCGAGACCGAAUACUACAAAGACAGAAAGAGAUAGCCGAAGCCAAGAAGAAAGAGGGAGAAUCAACUUUCCUCCAAAGCGAGGACUAUCAGAAGAAAUUGAGCGAAAUAGAAUCGCUAUUGGCUGAAGAGUUCGGAAUAUCUUCGGAAGACGACACCAUCAGCGAAGGAGGUAUGGAGAGCAGUAACGAAGAGAGCUCUAAUAAAACUGAAGAUCUUGCGAGCGAACCAUCUAAAUCCACACCGAAAUCGGCCAAAAAGCCGGCCAUCAAGAACUUGUACUGCACCGCAUGUAGCAAACUGUUCAAGAAUGUUAACUCAUUCGAGAACCACGAGAAUAGUAAGAAGCAUAAAGAAAACGUAGCCAAUAUGACCAUGGAUGACGAUAUUCCACUGAGUGACGAAGUUGAAGAAGGUAUAGAUGAUGAAGAAAUUGUACAUAAACCAGAGGAUCAGGAAAUGGCGGCUGCUUCAGAUGUCAAUGGACAGCUGGACGAAGAGAAGGAGAAUUUAGGAAAUUCAACGUCAGACUUUGAUGGGGAUGUGCGAGAAACACUGAGUGACGAUGAUGACGAUUCUGAUAAAGUCCAGGCACUUCCAAAAAGCCACAAAAAGAAGAAAAACAAGAAGAAGAUAUUUACCCCUCUAGCGGAGAGCGAGGGGAACGACAGCCACGACGAAAUGAGCUUCAACGAAAUUGAAGGACCGUCCAGGAGUAGGAAAGCCAAGAAAUUCAACAUGCUCAAGAGCCAAAUACAGGCCAAGAAGGAGGCAGAUCUCAAGAAGGGCAGCCAAUCACAGACUUCCACAGAGAAUCUCUAUGAAGUGUCCAGUACAACCCCCACUGAUGAGGUACUGGGCGAUGUCAGCGCACUCCCUAAAGACAAACAAUUCCCUAGCAAAGUGCAAAGAAAUGUGAAGACAAAGAAGCAAGCAGAUAGGAAACCUUUAAAGACUAAAACGGCUGAUGGAGACGACCCGGCUCCUAUGAUACUUCGCUGCGCCAUUUGUCAAUCAGACUUUGGAUCAAAGAAUAAAUUAUUUGAACAUUUGAAAAAGACAGGACACUCUGUCCCACUGCCUCAGACCAGCUCCUCACAGGCUACCAAGAAAGGUAAAAGAGGAAAUAGAUAAAUGUGCAUUUUAGAUAGCUUGCAAUGUAUUUAAUUAUGUGUAAAAUGAAUGUGAUUUUAUUUAACUCUAUACACAUUAUUAAAGGAGAACUUUAUCAAGUAAUUUAUUGAAAUUAUGAUCACUGUCAUUAAAGCCUAAUAAAUUAA